This is a messenger RNA of Salarias fasciatus (jewelled blenny), 675 nucleotides long. It is a transcript of the gene lhfpl5b, whose product is annotated as LHFPL tetraspan subfamily member 5b. Gene Ontology annotation, biological process: detection of mechanical stimulus involved in sensory perception; sensory perception of sound. The transcript has 2 exons. Gene Ontology annotation, cellular component: plasma membrane. The coding region runs from base 4 to 675 and encodes 223 amino acids. The record is from RefSeq and is a predicted model, not a curated record. Lineage: Eukaryota; Metazoa; Chordata; Actinopteri; Blenniiformes; Blenniidae.
GUCAUGGAUCUGCUUCCAGCUCAGGAAGCUGCUAAAAUCUACCACACCAACUAUGUGAGGAACUCGAGGGCCAUCGGCGUCUUGUGGGCCGUGUUCACCGUGUGCUUCGUCAUCAUCACCGUGCAGGUCUUCAUCCAGCCCUUCUGGAUCGGGGACAGCGUCAACACGCCACAGGCCGGCUACUUCGGCCUCUUCCACUACUGCAUCGGGAACGCGCUGACCUCGGAGCUGGUCUGUAAGGGCAGCGUGCUGGACUUCGACUCCAUCCCGUCUCCGGCCUUCAGGACCGCCAUGUUCUUCGUGGGGAGCUCCAUGCUGCUGAUCGUGGGCACCAUGGUCUGUUUCAGCCUGUUUUUCUUCUGCAACGCUGGAAACGUCUACAAGAUCUGUGCGUGGAUGCAGCUGGCAGCAGGUGUGUUGAUGGUGAUGGGGUGCUUGAUCUACCCGGAUGGGUGGGACUCCGACGAGGUGAAGAGGAUGUGCGGGCAGAAGACGGACAAGUACAGUCUGGGGAACUGCACCGUGCGCUGGGCCUACAUCCUGGCCAUCAUCAGCAUUCUGGACGCCGCCCUGCUGGCGCUGCUGUCCUUCACCCUCGGCAACCGGCAGGACAAACUGCUGCCAGACGACUUUGAGGUGGAGGGGGCAGGUGAGGCGGGGGUGGGGGUCACGUGA